Lactuca saligna is the source of this 565-nucleotide messenger RNA. Lineage: Eukaryota; Viridiplantae; Streptophyta; Magnoliopsida; Asterales; Asteraceae. The record is from the annotation of a GenBank genome assembly.
UUAAUGAUGAUGUCAAGAAUGUUACGAUCAUCAACAUGUAUUCUUAUUUUAUUUCUGUGUCUUUCACAUGAAUGUACUGGUCGACAUCCUAGUAGUGAUAGUUUGGCCAUGGAUGACAAUGCAAAGCUUCUCAGCGAUUCCACCAUCAAGAGUUUUGAGAACGAUCUACUCACAGUUCCUGAUCAUUUGAACCUCAAAAUGACGAAAAAGAGAAAGGAUCACAGCUGUAAGGUUGAUAAUGAUCAUCACAUGAAAACAGACUCCAAAUCACAGAACAGGAAAGUCGUGAACAAGGACCAAAUGUUAAAGAAGGUCCAAGAAGAACAGGUUCGUCCUCGUCAUCAACAUCAUCCUAAGUCACAUACUACUGUCAUUUUUAGAAUCCCUCCUAGAAACAAGCGGAUACAUCAGCAACCUGGUUUUAAUCUUGAUUAUUCUCCACCAAAGACGCACCCUCCCAGUCACAACUAAUUUAGAUAGGUAGUCGCAUGCUUUCAUGUUACUUUCCUUAUCUUACUUAUGAACUACGAAGGAAAAAAGGAGUUUUCUUCUAUUUAGAUCUUAG